AUGCUUUGCUAUAGAAAUGUAAUGGAUUUAUUGAUAGAAAAAGGGUAUAAUUCUGUUGUUUUUACACAUCCACUUCUUUAUAUGGACAAAACAAGUGUUGUUACUUUGGCUGUAACUGUUUUGACUUAUUGGAUGGAAUUUUCUGUUUAUGCAGAAAAACUCAAUUUCAUCAGCAUUGUCUGUUCAUCCAAAGAAAUUUCACAAUAUUAUAUUAACAGUUUGGAUGAAUUGUCUGCUCGUGGAUGGGAGGAAUUUGCUAUUGCACAUUCAAAUGUUAUUUAUUCUUAUUUACUUGAGACAUUUGGAUAUGAAGGAAGUACUUCUGUCGAUUUUAAAGGGAAUGAAAUAGAUCCAAUAUUAAGACUUCGUUAUAUAGAGCCAAUUGAAUAUAGUGAACCACUUUAUGACUUGCGUAUAUUGGAAGUUGUUUUUGAGCGAGAAUAUGCGCCUUUGGUAUUGUUAGAUCACGACUCUAUUCUGCAGCAAUAUCAACAAUUAAGGGACAGUAAAGGAAUGUAUGAUGAGGGAAAUGAGGCUUUGCUUUCUCCAAUGGAGGAUAUAAAUUUAAAUCAAUUUUGUAUUGAAACAUAUGGUUUUGACGAGACAUAUAUUCGACAACAUCCUGAUGAAGUUUACGAAAAACUUCAUUCUAUUUUGUCUAUCGAGGAGAAGCAAGGCGGCCUUUUAAGGCAAUAUAGAAUGACAACUCAAAACCGUGAAGGAGAAACUUUUUACUUUCGAUGUUCUCGUUGCGAGUCUUUAAUGAGAUAUACAAAUGAGCAAUUUCGUCCAAAAAUUAUUGUUCGUGAAGGAUUAAUUCAAGGAGAUUGUUAUCCAUCCCAUCACCCUCAAUGUUUUCCAGCAAAUAAAGAAUGGGUAAUUCUUCAACAAUUGCAUCGACAAGCUAGAUUAUAUUUAAUUGAAAUGACUACAGCCCAACAAUUUGAAAAUUUUGAUGAAAAUUAUGGGGAAGAUCACGAAUAUGGACAAGAAUUUGUUUUUAAUGAUUAUUUACCUGAUAGCAAUUUACAACAGAGAAAUAAAGAUUUUGGACAAAGAGAGCCUGGAUUGGACAUCAAGCAAGAGACUGUUGAUGAUGAUGAUCUUGGUUUGUAUUUUACAAGGGGUAUCCUGGGGUUGGGUUUCAGUGGGAAUAGGGUUGCGUCUCUGGAUAUGUCCUUAAUAUUUUAAUAAAACCAUUUUUAGCCUAUAUCGGAUCUAAAACGAAAAAAAAUCAACAAAAAAUAGAACAAAAUAAAAUUAAAGAAGAUAUUAUUACUAAUGGGAAAAAGAGUAAAAAAUUCCGAAUAAUUCGUAAAAGAGGAGGUAUGACAGAUAUGGCUUUUGAUUGGCGUGAAACUGAUUUUAAUGAUGGAAAUAAAGGAAUGAAGAAAUAAAAGAGGAGUAAUUAAAAUUGAUUCUAUU
Messenger RNA from Meloidogyne enterolobii, 1425 nucleotides. The record is from the annotation of a GenBank genome assembly. Lineage: Eukaryota; Metazoa; Nematoda; Chromadorea; Rhabditida; Meloidogynidae.